CUCGCGAGAUUCCCUCGACAAGAUGGCAGCGUGGUCGAGCUGGUAAGCGGAGCGGCAGGUGGAGUGGACUUCGAAGGAAGCUCGGCUGGAUUCAGAGGUUCUCCGCUCGCGGAGUGUCCGCGGCUGGGGGAAUGCCGACGGGACGGGACUUGCCACCGCGGCUCUGAACGCCCCGAGUCCUCCGCAGCAUUUGCAGCGCCGUGUCUCCCCAUCGUGGCCCCCCAACGCCCGGGGCCGCCGCUGGCGAUGACCGGAGAGAAGUUGCGCUCGCUGCGCAAGGACCACAAGCCCAACAAGGAGGACGGGGACCUGCUGGGGCCCGGCGAGGAAGAAGCAGCGGCCGCGCCUGGCGGAGGCGCUUUCACUGGCGCCCGGGCGGGAAGCGGCAAGGGCGGCCGCAGCACGAGCCACCGCAUCUUCACCAAUCAUCACCGGCUGCCGCUCAAAGGAGGGCCCGGGGGCUCUUCCCCCGCCGCCUCCACCCUCGACCCCAUCAAGCCCCCGGGCACGCAGUUCCCCGUGCACGAGUGUGUCUUCAAGGGGGACGUGAGGCGGCUGUCGGCGCUGAUCCGCACGCAGGGCAUCGGUCACAAGGAUAUUCACGGGAAUACUCCUUUACAUCUUGCUGUGAUGCUGGGGAAUAAAGAAUGUGCUCACUUGCUUUUGGCUCACAACGCUCCCGUAAAAGUGAAAAAUGCUCAGGGAUGGAGUCCUCUUGCAGAAGCCAUCAGCUAUGGAGAUAGGCAAAUGAUUACAGCACUCCUAAGGAAACUGAAGCAACAGUCUAGAGAAAGUGUUGAAGAAAAGCGACCUCGAUUAUUAAAAGCCCUGAAAGAGCUAGGUGACUUUUAUCUUGAACUUCACUGGGAUUUUCAAAGUUGGGUGCCUUUACUUUCCCGAAUCCUGCCUUCCGAUGCAUGUAAAAUAUACAAACAAGGUAUAAAUAUCAGGCUUGAUACAACCCUCAUAGAUUUUACUGACAUGAAGUGCCAACGGGGGGACUUGAGCUUCAUUUUCAAUGGUGAUGCUGCGCCCUCUGAAUCCUUUGUAGUUUUAGAUAACGAACAAAAGGUUUACCAACGAAUACAUCAUGAGGAAUCAGAGAUGGAAACUGAAGAAGAAGUUGAUAUUUUGAUGAGUAGUGAUAUUUAUUCAGCAACAUUAUCAACCAAAUCAAUUACCUUCACACGUGCCCAAACAGGAUGGCUUUUCAGAGAAGAUAAAACAGAAAGGGUAGGAAACUUUUUGGCAGACUUCUACCUGGUUAAUGGGCUUGUUUUAGAAUCAAGAAAAAGACGGGAACAUCUCAGUGAGGAGGAUAUCCUUCGAAAUAAGGCUAUCAUGGAAAGCUUGAGUAAAGGUGGAAAUUUGAUGGAACAAAACUUUGAGCCUGUCAGGAGACAAUCUCUUACUCCACCACCACCCAAUACAAUUUCAUGGGAGGAAUACAUAUCUGCAGAAAACGGAAAAGCACCUCAUUUGGGUAGAGAACUUGUCUGCAAAGAAAGCAAGAAAACUUUUAAAGCUACAAUAGCCAUGAGCCAAGAAUUUCCUCUAGGAAUUGAAUCGUUGUUGAAUGUUUUAGAAGUAAUUGCACCCUUCAAGCACUUUAACAAAUUGCGGGAAUUUGUGCAGAUGAAACUUCCACCAGGCUUUCCAGUAAAGUUAGACAUUCCCGUGUUUCCAACAAUCACAGCCACUGUGACUUUUCAGGAGUUCCAUUAUGAUGAGUUUGAUGAGUCAAUUUUCACAAUUCCUGACGACUACAAGGAGGACCCUAGCCGCUUUCCUGAUCUCUAAACUUAACUGGACAGUUAGCAGCGAAUAAAGAAUACCAGCAUGCCUCAGAAAACAAGAGAACAGAAGGACGCGGAUAGCUCAAGACGUGUGUCUGAAAGUUGGGAAAAUGGAAAGGAUAAAACUUAUUUAAAUGACUUCAGAAAGGGAACACAGAGUGAAUUUUAUCUAUUGUAACAUAUAGCAAGCAUCCAUCUGGUGUCUCAAUGACAGCAGGUCUCUUGAUGUAUCACAUUCAUUUAUACAUCUAGACUUGCAAGCAUGGUAGUCUGGCACCUCAGUGACACCCCCCUGCCCCCCAAGAUACAUACAUAACUGCUGUGAAGACUAUAAUUUAUUUUUAGAUAUUUUUUUCCCUUGGUAAUGAAAAGCGCUAUUGGACCAUUCUCAUAAACACUAAAAUGUCUUACCUGGGUAUUAGCCCUUUUAAACGCCCAUCAGAGUCAAGAUAACCUUCCUUCAAGGUUUGUUUUUCAUACACUGUAAAUCCUGUUAUAUUCAGCAAAUUGAACAUCAUCUGAGCAUUUAGAAGAAGGAAUUACUUUUCUGUAGAUAAAUGAUCCAAAAGCUAGCCUUUUAUAAACAGUUGCUUUUAGUUAUUGCAAUACAUUUCAGCACUAGAACAUUCACUCUGCAGGGAAUAAGGUACCUCCUUUAGCACCUUAGUGCAACUCAUUGUGGUGCUAUCUAUAUUUUCCCCAAUUUUUUGAUUUCUCCACUGAAGAUUGUUUACUAAUCCUUUCAUGAAUAUCUUUUCAAGGUGGUUGGAAAUGUUCUUGCAGUAUUUGUUGGAGAACAUGCUAAGAGAUUCUCAUUGACAUUGAUUUGGGUUGCUCAAAUGUACAAAAGUGACUCUUAAGCAUACCAAAUUUGCAUUUACACUCUGUAGCAUUUGGGAACAUACUGAAUAAUACGCAGUUAGAUUGUAACAAUCUCAAAGGUGAAGCUUGUUUUCUCCCAAGACAAAAUCUAAUAAAAUGAAUAAGGCUUGCAGUAAAAUAAGAAAACACACAAAAAUGCUAAGUGGUGUUUCUAAUAUGGAUGGCUUCAACAAGAAUAACUUUUGGCUUUUUUCUUCAAAUUGAGUUUUAAAAAUUAGGAUUAUUACGUGGUUCCAGCCAAUGAAACAGGAAUAUAACCUAGUGUUUUUGCUCUACUGUCUCAAACUGUUGAUACCUAUGUUCAUUUGUAUUGCGGGAUUUGGCUUCUGGUAAUGUGUAUGUGUACAGAAAUGUAAAUACUUUUCAGAAGAAUAUUCUUUGUGCAGUCUAGUCAAUUUUUUUUUUGGUCUGGAAACUGCUUAAGUCACUUUCAGACUUGCAGAAAACCACCAUGCGGGGUAACACCCAGCGCUGGCAAUAUUUUAAAAUGUGAAAUGAGGUUCUAAGGCACAGUGCUCAGUAAAACAGACUCAUAAGCCACCUCAGCUCUGUCAGGAAAAAGGUACAGAACUAAUUAAGGUUGUAGCUUUGCAGUUGGACCACAUGCAGAGAAGCAAUUCAAGAAAACUGCAGCUUCAUAUUCUAAACCAGGGAAUAAAUAUUGAGCCUAAUUUCAGAAAUAGUGCAAACUUGUUAGAAGUUUUAACCAACCAGGACUGGCAGCUGUACGUGUGAAGGCAGCCAAUUAGGGUGUUAUGUAUGUUACUGUUCGGCCAUAUUUUGAAAAACGCCAGGUUAUUUCCAGUAUCCAUUAUGAGCAAUUCAGUCUCUGCCUAUAAAAUGCAGUUAAAAACAUCCUCUUGUUUCCUGUCAGUUAGUAUCAGGAGGAGACAUUAAGUCUAAAAGUGCUUGAUACUAUAGGAUGUAUCCAGUUAGUGCCACCUGCCCACAGAAUAACUUCUGUCAGAGAGAUGGGGGUGAUUUUCAUAUACGCUGUAAUCCCUGUGCCCUCCAGCUUUGCUCUGGAAGUUGGAGAUUCUCUAAAAUAGAUUUGGGGAGGAAGAGAACAAAGUCCUGUUGUUUGAGUGGAAGUCUCUUUUGUCGUUGGAUUGUGUCCUUUGUAUUACCUUUCCUGUGGGCAUCUCAUGAAAAGAAUAUGCUGCAUAGGGAUUUACAGUACCGUUCUCACGGGAAUGAUGAACAGUAUGAAUUUGAUUGGAUGACUAUCUCCCCCAAAUGGUAGGAACUUGAUAAUGGUCAUCACCUGUAUCUGAAAUUAUCGGGUUAAUAAUGCCAAAGUUAUCUUUUAUUGAGUUUUAGGGGGAAAAAAUAAUUGCUUAAGAAUCUCAGCCCAGCAUAUGGAAUCUAUAAAUCUUUCCACAAUAGUUAAAAACUGGGUUGGAUCCAGGUUUAAUCAUACAGAAUACAAAGAUACCAGUUGGAAUCAGUGAAUCUGCAGAACACAGACUGAUUUCAGUGGGUCUAAUCUAGCCAUAAUCUGGGAUCCAAUUUAAUAAAGUUUUUUGUCCAGUCUAAUAAAUCAUAAUCUAUUAAGAAUUGAAUGGGGAAAAAAAGCUUUACUUUGGUAGUUGCUGGUCAACCUCUGAGGACAGAAGAAAGACCUCAAAUUUUAGCUUGUUUGCACUGAAGAAAAGAAAGAACAGCCUCUUAGUGGCUUCAGCAGAUUUUAAGAGUUUUGGUUUAUAUUGAAUCACAACCCUUUUAAAAGAGGUGUAGAUAUAAAGGUAGUGUUUUUAUUUUGUUCCAGUAAUGGAUUUUCAGGUAAAAAAAAAUCAGCGUCCACUGCAAUUGCAUCCAAGCGCAUAUGCUCAUAGCUCUCUUGCUUUCAUGCAGCUUCCAGUUUAUGAAUUUGGGAAGUUGAUUUACACAUGCAGUAGGAAGGCACAUAUACACUGACUUCAAAAGAAAUGGGAAAAACUUUUCUAUGAAGAGAGCUCCUUGUCUGCAAGAGUGUUCCCAAAUCUAGAGAAAAGACUGCAUUCGGAAUCUUAGUUCUAAGAUGUUGGUAUUAGGUCAAUGAAGAACAGAUACUAAUGAACAAACGUAGCUUACCGCUUGACCAUUAAGCCCUUUAGAGAAUCUGUUGUUGUGACUUCUUUUUGGUUGCACCAUCUAACAUAGUACAUCGAGGAAUUAAUUGUUGCAUAGCAAAUAUUUUGCAUUGGUUGCAUCCACCACUCAUUAGAAUGACGAACUUGAGCCCAAGAGUAUUCCUGAAUCAUUUUUAAGAAUUUUGGGUUUAGUUGUAAGUGUGGUUGCAUUAUGGGAAAAAAGUCCAUAUAAAAUAUGCAAAAUAUAUUAUAGAUGUAGCACAAGUGGCCAUGUUAUAGGAUUAUGCCAUCUGCAUAUUUUUAGGCCAUGUCUAAAAAGGAAUAUUAUUUGGGAAGCAAAUUGUAUUAGUGUUCUAAGUAGGAAUGUGCAAAAUUUGUUGAUCUGGGAAUGGACUAUUCCAGAGAAGUCCAAAAUGAUGUUUUCUUCUAGACCAUGCCAAAUUUUUCCAGGCCACUCUGUUCCAGGGAAGGCACUUCAGCGAUUCCCAGAAAUAAAUUCUCCAGACUAAACUGCAGUUUAAGGGUCAGAUCAUCCCCCAAACACCUCAAAAUGCUUUUGGUUUGGAGGAUUUAUCUUGGAAAAAUGCUUAUCAUCCCCUGAAACAAAGUACUGCAAAGUUUUCCAGAAUAAUCUGUUUCUGUAUCAAUAAAUUCUGCACAUUACUUGUUCUGAAUUUGGAAAGGUGUGGUAUAUGUUAAAUUUUCAUUUGAGAAACAUCUGAAAUUUCCUUGAGGUUUGACCUCUUAAAAACUAACAAAGUGUUCUGUCAAGCAUUAGUAUAGCAUCUUUUAAAAGAACUCCUCAAACUCUUCCUUAAUCAAACUCAGUCUUACUGGUCUUCCAAAUAAUUGCUUUAACAAAAGGAAUAAUACUCUCCACACAGCAGGUUUUCAUUCAUUGCAAGUUGUGUAUACCUAGCAAAUAGUGCACCUGUGGAUAUAAUCCAAUGCUGGAAAGCCCAUCUUAAGCUGAAGCAUAAUAUAUUGACAUACUUGUUGACUUUGAUUUAUUAAAGAUAAUUAUAUUUAAAUAUUAUUAACAAACUUUCUAUAAUGCUGCAGUUUUUCCUUGACAGUUUAUAAUUGUAACAAUGUCAUUUUUUGUUGUUACAUUUCAUGUUGUCUAAUCUAAACUCACCUUCACUAAAAGGGUUUGUGGUUGUACCACUUAGAAUAAAGACCAAAAGAUGCUGUUUGCUUUUGAAACUCAAUAUAUGAAAACUAUAUUAUAACUUACAUGGGUACUUCCUCCUUAUUAGAGGAAGACUAAGAUGUACAAAAAGGCUGUUACAGUGUACCACUUUCACAAGGACAUUUUAUUGGUCAGUUUUUCAAUAAAAUCCUCAAUUUUCAGUG
Messenger RNA from Candoia aspera, 6106 nucleotides. It is a transcript of the gene ANKRD13C, whose product is annotated as ankyrin repeat domain 13C. The transcript has 13 exons. Gene Ontology annotation, biological process: protein retention in ER lumen. Gene Ontology annotation, molecular function: signaling receptor binding. NCBI's taxonomy places the organism in Eukaryota, Metazoa, Chordata, Lepidosauria, Squamata, Candoiidae. The record is from RefSeq and is a predicted model, not a curated record. Bases 247 to 1800 code for a protein of 517 amino acids. Gene Ontology annotation, cellular component: cytoplasm.